This is a messenger RNA of Diorhabda sublineata, 6888 nucleotides long. RefSeq names its product DNA polymerase epsilon catalytic subunit 1 (gene DNApol-epsilon255). The record is from RefSeq and is a predicted model, not a curated record. NCBI's taxonomy places the organism in Eukaryota, Metazoa, Arthropoda, Insecta, Coleoptera, Chrysomelidae. Gene Ontology annotation, cellular component: epsilon DNA polymerase complex; nucleus. The coding region runs from base 121 to 6798 and encodes 2225 amino acids. Gene Ontology annotation, biological process: DNA replication; DNA replication proofreading; base-excision repair, gap-filling. The transcript is spliced from 28 exons. Gene Ontology annotation, molecular function: DNA binding; nucleotide binding; DNA-directed DNA polymerase activity.
GCCUUAAAAAGUGACAGUCCGAAAAAACCGCGAAAGUUUAUGAGGUUAUAAAUAUAGCUUUGAAACUUUGUAAUAAGAAUGAAAGUACUUUUAAUAUAGAAUUAACUUAAUUAAUUAACGAUGGUGUUACAAAAUUCCGGUAAAUACAGAGCAGUAAGAUCCGAAAAAGUAGCAUCUUCCAAUGAUAAUACAAAAGGUGCAAACAGAGAAGAGAGUUCAGAAUUUCGUGUUCGUCAAGUUAUAGAAAAUGAAACUAUAGAUCUUAAGUAUGGAUUUGCCAGAAUUAAAGAACAGCAAGAAAAGACGGGUUUUCUGCUUAAUAUGCAUUCCACCGAAAUUCUUGAUGAAGACAAAAGAUUGUGUGCAGCUGUUGAUUAUUAUUUUAUGGAAGAAGAUGGUACCAGAUUUAAAGUAGCAUAUCCUUUUAUGCCUUAUUUUUAUGUACUAACUCACAAAGAAUUACUUCAAGAGGUAAUUGAAUUUUUGUCCAAGAAAUAUACAGGAACCAUCGCGAAAGUUGAAAUUGUUGCAAAGGAGGAUUUAGACUUGUCAAACCACCUCAUAGGAUUAAAGCAAAAGUAUAUAAAAUUGUCUUUUAUGAAUCAAACAGACUUAAUAAAAGUAAGAAGGGAAAUUAUGAAAGUAGUAAGAAAAAAUAGACAAAAAGACAACACAAAUUCAUUUUACACAGAAAUGUUAACAAGUACUUUGUGUAAUGGAGAUAUAAUAGAAAGUACAAGUUAUUCAAAUAAAAAUGCGGAUCAAAUGGAAAAUAUUUUGGAUAUAAGGGAGUAUGAUGUACCUUAUCACGUUCGAGUUUCAAUAGACCUAAAAAUUUUUUGUGGAUCAUGGUACACUAUUAAAUCCAAAGGAAAAGAUUUACCACCUUCAAUUACACCAAGGCCUGAUAUCAUAGAACGACCCGAAGCGAUAGUUCUUGCUUUUGAUAUUGAAACUACAAAAUUACCUUUAAAAUUUCCAGACUCUGCUACAGAUCAAAUCAUCAUGAUAUCAUACAUGAUUGAUGGGCAAGGUUAUUUGAUAACGAACCGAGAAGUUUUGUCGGCUGAUAUAGAAGAUUUUGAAUACACACCAAAACCAGAAUUUGAAGGCAAAUUUACAAUAUUCAACGAACCUAAUGAAAUGUGCCUGUUACAGAAAUUUUUUGAUCACAUCUUAGAAGUCCGACCACAUAUUUUUGUUACCUACAACGGUGAUUUUUUCGAUUGGCCUUUUAUAGAAUCUCGAGCAGCUUCUUACGACUUAGAUAUGAAACAAGAAAUUGGUUUCUCCAAAAAUAAUGAAGACGUUUACUGUUGUAGGCCUGCAAUGCACAUGGAUUGUCUCUGUUGGGUAAAAAGAGACUCUUACCUACCAGUUGGAUCACAAAAUCUCAAGGCUGUCGCUAAGGCAAAACUUAGGUAUGACCCAGUUGAGUUAGAUCCAGAGGAAAUGUGUCCUUUAGCAGCAUCUCAACCUCAAGUAUUAUCCAAUUAUUCAGUGUCAGAUGCAGUUGCCACAUAUUAUUUAUACAUGCAAUAUGUACAUCCUUUUAUUUUUGCAUUAUGUACCAUUAUUCCUUGUGAGCCAGAUGAAGUCCUAAGAAAAGGAUCAGGAACUUUAUGUGAAGCCUUGUUAAUGGUUGAAGCUUUCCAUGCCAAUAUAAUUUUUCCGAAUAAGCAAGAAUCAGAAAUAAACAAACUCACACAUGACGGUCACCUUUUGCAACAAGAAACUUAUGUAGGUGGUCACGUCGAGGCUCUAGAAUCGGGUGUUUUUAGAGCCGAUAUUCCAUGUCGUUUUCGAAUUAUACCUGAAGCAAUAGACACCCUAGUAAGUAAGAUUGCAAAUACUUUGGAACAUGCCAUAGUUGUAGAAGAGGGGGUUCCAAUGGAAUGCGUUACUAAUUUAGAAGAGGUUUAUGAAGAUAUCAAAGGGAAAUUGCUAGCAUUAAAAAAUUCUCCAAUGAGAUUGGAAAGGCCACUAAUUUAUCAUCUUGACGUUGGUGCCAUGUAUCCCAAUAUAAUUUUAACAAAUAGGUUGCAACCCUGUGCAAUUGUGGAUGAAACUAUUUGUGCUGCUUGUGAUUUCAAUAGACCUGGAGCAUCUUGCCAAAGGAAUAUGGCAUGGAUGAUGCGUGAGGAAUACAUGCCUGCGUCUAGAAAUGAAUACCAAAGAAUUCAACAACAGUUAGAAACCGAAAAGUUUCCUUCUGAAUAUCCAGGAGGACCUCCAAGAGCUUUUCAUCAAAUGUCAAGGAUCGAACAAGCCGAUCUUGAGAAAAAGAGACUGACAGUUUAUUGUAGAAAAGUUUAUAAAAAGCUAAAAUGUACAAGAGUUGAAGAAAGAACCACCACAAUUUGUCAAAAAGAAAACUCGUUUUAUGUGGAUACCGUAAGAGCAUUCAGAGAUAGAAGAUAUGAAUAUAAAGGUUUAUCAAAAAAAGCUAAACAGGCUGUAAUGGAUGCUAUUAAAGGAGGAGAUGCUUCCGAAAUUAAAUCGGCAAAAAAUAGAGAAGUACUGUAUGAUUCCCUCCAACUAGCCCAUAAAUGUAUUCUUAAUUCAUUCUAUGGAUACGUCAUGAGAAAAGGAGCUAGAUGGCAUAGCAUGGAAAUGGCGGGCAUUGUAUGUUACACAGGCGCCAAUAUUAUAAUGAAAGCGAGAGAAAUAAUAGAACAAGUGGGCAGGCCUCUUGAAUUGGAUACUGAUGGAAUAUGGUGUAUUUUACCAGCGUCGUUUCCAGAAAACUUCACUAUUUUAACCAACCAUGAAAAAAAGAAAAAAUUCAAUAUCUCUUACCCCAACACCGUUUUAAACGCUAUGGUUAAAGAAUAUUUUACAAACGAUCAGUACCACGAAUUGAAAAAUCCGGAAACCAUGGAAUUCGAAAUUCGACAAGAAAAUUCUAUUUUCUUUGAAGUAGAUGGUCCUUAUAAAGCAAUGGUUUUACCUGCUAGUAAGGAAGAAGGAAAAAAAUUGAAGAAGAGAUAUGCCGUUUUUAAUUUCGAUGGUUCUUUAGCUGAAUUGAAAGGAUUUGAAGUGAAAAGAAGAGGAGAGCUCCAGCUAAUUAAAAACUUUCAAUCUUCCGUGUUUGAAGCAUUUCUUAAAGGUGAUACAUUAGAAUCGUGUUAUGCAGCUGUCGCUCAAAUAGCAGACUAUUGGUUAGACGUUCUAUAUUCGAAAGGUAGAAAUUUGCCGGAUUCUGAACUUUUCGGUCUCAUUUCCGAAAAUAAAUCAAUGUCUAAAAAAUUGGAAGAGUAUGGUGCACAAAAAAGUACUUCUAUUAGUACUGCUAGACGUUUAGCGGAGUUUUUAGGUGAUCAGAUGGUAAAGGAUGCGGGCUUAGCUUGUAAAUAUGUUAUUUCGCGCAAACCAGACGGAGCCCCAGUAACAGAGAGAGCUAUUCCUCUUGCAAUUUUUCAAGCAGAAGAAACAAUUCAAAAACAUUACUUGAGAAAAUGGUUAAGAGAUACAUCUCUUAAUGAAAUUGAUAUAAGAGACAUUUUAGACUGGAGUUAUUAUAUAGAGCGAUUAGGAGGUGCUAUUCAAAAAAUUAUAACUAUACCAGCCGCAAUGCAAGGGGUGCCAAACCCGGUUCCUAGAGUUCGUCAUCCGGAUUGGUUACACAAAAAAAUUUUAGAAAAAAAUGACAAUUUCAAACAAAGAAGAAUCAGUGAUAUGUUUUCGGCAGCUACCAAAGUGAAACAAGCUGAAGAUAAUUCUACUGCUGAUAUAGAAGAUGUGGGUACAAAUAAAAAUAAGUCCUCUUUUAAAAUACCGUCUGUAGCUACCGUUACUAAGCGUAAGAGAGGAUCUGACAAAGAAAAUCAGUUUUCCGAAGAGGAUUUGAAUAAAACUUGGAGAGACAUAUUAGGAAAUCCUCCUCCUAUUGGAAAUACUAGGGAAGAAUUAAUCGCAUGGGUUCUGUUCCAAAAGAAAAAAUGGCUGUUCCAAUCUUUACAGAAAAAUGUAGGUCAUCAAAGUAAAAAGAAAAAAACUAAUUCUAAUAUAGCAGUAUUGCGAUCAUCAGCUCCAGGUACUCUUGGAGAUUUUAUUCAAAGGGCACAACGGUCGUUACUUACGACUUCAUGGCAAGUUAUUCAAAUUGUACCGACAGCAGUUGCUGGUGAAUUCAGACUAUGGGCGUUGGUUCAGAAUGAGCUACACCUUGUAAAACUGGUUGUUCCCAGAAUAUUUUAUGCCAAUUUGCGUACCCCCAAAGUUGUCGAAGAGGGUGCACUUUUCAAAAAAUGUAACCGAAUGCUUCCUAGAGCUAGACAAGUUUUCAAUUUAUAUAUGUAUUCUGUACCGGAAGAAGUUUAUCAAGAACACGGGAAGAAAAUAUUUUUGGACCAGUCUGAUCCAAAUGUAGAAGGAGUAUAUGAAACACAAGUUACUCCUUUGUUUAGAGCGUUAGUUAAAAUUGGAUGUGUUUGUAAGGUCUCCUCUAGAGUGUCUAACAUGGAAAGCUUUAACAUGGAACAAUUAGAUAAAAUUAGCAUUGCUCGACAACCAUAUUUAUUAAAAGAUUCAGUCAAACAUAUCUACUUUUAUCAUCACAAACAUAUGUCGAAAGCUCAACACAUGUUUGCAUUAUUUCUAACACCUGUUAAAAAAGCGAUCAUCAUUGUUGUGGAUACCGUAAAAACAAAUUUGAUGCCCAAUAUGACGAAUUUGUAUCAAGCAGAGAGAUUGAUCAAAAUGGAAAAAAAUGCUGAUGAUGAUCUACUUCCACCUGCAGAAGUAACGUUCGAAGUAAAAGUAGAAACUAGUAUGACUCAAGUUUAUAAAAUACUACAGAAAACAUUACAAAAUUACAAAGACGAAAAGAAAGGGCCGACUCUUUUAGCUAUCCAAUCAACUAUGGAAAUAGGAGAAUUACAGCACAACGUUUCUAACUUUAUUGAUUUUCCUCAGGUUCAAAUUCACGUACAGGACAUAGAUGAACUUUACAAUGUCAUUGAUUGGCAAAAAAUCGGAGCUAGAGCGAUUGUACGACAUUAUUUAAACAGUGAAAGAGUUUUGGAAUUGAUGGCCGAACAAUGUAGAUAUUUUCAUGUGCCACUCGGUAACAUGCCUUCUGAUCCAGCUAUCUUUGGAUCCGACAUCUUUUUCGCUAGACAUUUAAUCAAUCACAAUCACGUACUUUGGUUUUCGACAACUGAUAAGCCGGAUCUUGGAGGAAGUCAAGAAAAUGAUGCGAGACUACUGGCGGAAAAUCAAGAAGGAUCUUCAGAAGUUUGUAAUGUACCAGGAUGGUAUUCUUCAGUAUGUGUAGAAUUGGAUGUUGACAGUUUAGCAAUAAACACUCUAUUACAAUCGCACCACGUUACUGAUAUAGAAGGAAUGAGCAACGUUACAGCCUUCGACGCAUCAGAAAUAGCAUCAAUUAAUAGUAUGAUAUCUGGAAAUCAAAAUAUGACAAGCUAUGAUGAAACUAGCAGAUGCGCGGAAUCUUUUAAAAUUCUGAGAUCAAUGGCAGUGGCUUGGAUGAGGGAUAUUUCGAUUCACAGAAAUGUGUUUGCCGAUUUUCAAGUUAUUCAUUUCUACAGAUGGAUGAGAUCCCCAAAGGCUUAUUUAUAUGAUCCCGCUCUUUUGCGUACUCUACAAAACCUUAUGAAAAAACUGUUUUUGCAACUAGUUGCCGAAUUUAAACGACUCGGAUGUAUGAUUAUCUAUGCCAAUUUCAACAAAAUCAUCAUCUGUUCGAAAAAAACCACGGUAGAAGACGCCAUUGCUAAUGUUGAAUUCGUGGUAACGUCAAUACGUAAUAAAGAACUUUUCCAUUCAUUGGAAAUAACGUAUAGGCAAUGCUGGGAACAACUUGUGUGGCUUGAUACAGCAAAUUUUGGAGGAAUCAAAGGAAAGUUGCCAGAAACUAUACCAAAUGACACACUAGAAAAAAAUGGCGAGGAUAAUGAAAGUAAUGAAGAUGACGAGGAAGAAUCUGAUCAGCCAAUAGUGGAAAUGAAAUGGAAUAUAGCCGAACUACUUCCAGAACGUGCUAAUUGCCGCAAUAACUUUAAUGCUGUCAUAGCUGGUUAUAUCAAUGCCAUAUACACUAACCUACAACAGAAAGAACGUUCCACUAUUUCUAAAGCUGUUCUAAGUCAACCUUCGUUUGGAUUGGCCCAACAUGAAAAUGUCGUCGAUUAUGCAAAGGAAUUGUUAGCUGGAGAAAUAAGUCAGACACUGUUUCAGAUGACAGAGAAAAUACACAACCGUCUACCACCUCAGCCAGAUGGUACAAGUGCUGCUUUAGAAUUUGUUAAAGCUAUUUGUCACAUAAUAGGUUUAGAUCCAGCAUUACGAGAUGCAGUAGAAUCACUAAAAAGCAACCUAUUGCGUUUAAUAGGUGUUGGUGAAUUUUCGGAAAAAGCUGUAUGGAACGAUCCAACUGUAUCUUAUAUAAUACCACAGAUAAUUUGUAGAGCUUGUAAUCAUUGUAGAGAUAUAGACUUGGGCAGAGAUCAAUUUAGAUCGGAUUCAGCUUGGUUUUGUCCUUUAUGUAACUCCGAAUACGAUAACGCUGAAAUUGAAUGCGUUAUGUUAAAUAUUGUUAACAAGAAAUUACUGGCAUAUAAUUUACAAGAUUUGCAAUGCAAAAAAUGUAUGCAGAUCAAACCAGACAACAUAAACAAACACUGUGUAUGUUCAUCGACCUACAAAUGCCUAAUUUCAAAGAAUGAUUUAAUAAAAUUACUACAAACUUUCAAAUCUUUAGCUCAAACAUUUAACAUGCCAGCUUUGUCAGAAACUGUGGAUCAAAUUUUUCAGUUCAAUUUGAACACAAAAUAAUUAGUAGGAAAUCUAAUGUAGGAAAUAUGUAACGUAAUUCUAUUUUUUUAACUAUGUACAUAUUGUAAUACAACUUUUAUUAGGUUUUAA